Molecule: messenger RNA, 1053 nt
Organism: Bicyclus anynana (squinting bush brown)
Lineage: Eukaryota; Metazoa; Arthropoda; Insecta; Lepidoptera; Nymphalidae
Product: melanoma-associated antigen D2
Exons: 5
Coding region: 254-934 (226 amino acids)
Cellular component (GO): nucleus
Source: RefSeq, a predicted model, not a curated record
AGUUUGUUUUGUUAUUUUAAUUCAUUGAUCAUUCAUAUUUCAUUAGUAUUAAGUAUUUAAAAAUUUCUAUUUCCCUUAACCUACCGAUAGCGUAUAAAUUUUCGGUAUUUCCUAUUAGUGUAUUAGUGUAAUUUAUGCAUGGUUUUUUAAAUUUUAUGUUAUAAAUAAAAAAAAUAAAAUUAAAUAUCCUGGCCAACAAAAGAAAGAACUAACAUUUCCUUCAAAGUUCACAUUAAACUAUUUAGGCAUAAAAAUGAGCCAACAUAGAGCAAACAGAUCCUUAUCGGAGAACACAUGCUCUGCAGAAGUCGUGAACCAGUGUGUGAAGUUCCUUGUUUGUCGCGAAGGCAGUAAGAUACCGAUACGGAAUUCAGAUAUCGAUAACUUCAUCGAGUCAGUUACCAAGGAUAAAAGUAAGCCGAACAAGAAAGUAGUUCUUGAAAACGCUAACAAAGUGUUGAAAAGUGUUUAUGGUUACAAGCUGGUACAACUGAAGUGCAAGGGUAUACAGUACAUAAUGGUACUGAGCGACACAUUGCCUAGUUCCAGUGUGAGGUUGCAGCCAACGUGUGUAGAGCCUGGUCACCGGAAGCUCUUGAUAGCUUGUCUCACACAUAUAUUUAUGUCAGGAGGAACAGUCAAGGACAUAGACAUGUGGCAGUUUUUGAACAGUACAAGUUUGUUGAGUGAACAUGACAUACAGGGAAGGAAAGUACUUACACACACAUUCAAAAAACAACUGUAUUUGGAUGUCAAUAAGAUUGGACCAGAUGACCAACAAAAGUGCGAGUUUAGUUGGGGACAAAGAGCUGAUGAAGAAAUACCAAAGGAAUUCAUUAUAAACAAAAUGGCCCAAGCAUUCGAGACGGAACCCCAAUACUGGAGGAAACAGUACAGAUACUCACAAGAGAAUCCUUCGAAUGUUUCUGAAUAAAUGUUAUCGGAGGUUUUAUUUUUUUGUAAAUUUUGAAUAGUGUUUGUAUUAUAUUUUUUAAACAUUUUUAAUAAUUAAAAAAAAGAUAAAUAAAUAAAUGAGAGAGAAUAAAACCAUAA